This is a messenger RNA of Ilyonectria robusta, 1984 nucleotides long. Its product is annotated as gamma-glutamyltranspeptidase. Gene Ontology annotation, biological process: glutathione catabolic process. The record is from RefSeq and is a predicted model, not a curated record. Gene Ontology annotation, cellular component: plasma membrane. Lineage: Eukaryota; Fungi; Ascomycota; Sordariomycetes; Hypocreales; Nectriaceae. Gene Ontology annotation, molecular function: glutathione gamma-glutamate hydrolase. Bases 189 to 1943 code for a protein of 584 amino acids. The transcript has 3 exons.
CGACGAAGGAGCGUGUCACUCUAGCAUGAUACCGGUGCCACCUGCUCAUUCCCAGCGGGCGGGGUUGAUAUAACCCUGACGCCAGCGCCAUUGCUUGGUCUUUCUCUCCAGUACUCUCCUCCUAUCGUGAGCCCUCACGGACCAUUCAACUCGAAAUAAUCGUUUGCUCUUAUCGAUCUGAGUUCGCCAUGGGAAAACUUGGGUUGUUAUUCGCCGUUUCGGCGGUGCUGGCUCCGAGCAGCCUUCUUGCUGGUGCCGUGCCACAUGAGAGUUAUUACCCUCCCGCAACCGAGCCAAGCUUGUCCAAAAAGUUCACCGACAAACUCGGCGCGGUUGCAUCCGAGGCUGAGAUUUGCAGCACAGUUGGCAUCGAUCUCUUACGUAAGGGCGGCAGUGCUGCCGAUGCCAUGGUGGGAACUGUCCUCUGCGUUGGCACCGUUGGCAUGUAUCAUUCGGGAAUCGGCGGAGGUGGCUUCACGCUCGUGCACAAAGGGCCUAGCAAAGGGAAGAAGUCGUCGUACGAGUUCAUUGAUUUCCGCGAGGCAGCCCCAGCCGCAGCGACCGAGGACAUGUACACCGAAGACGUGAAUCUCAGUUUAUAUGGAGGUCAAGCCAGUGGCGUCCCUGGAGAGCUUCGUGGUCUGGAGCAUUUACACAAGAACUAUGGCCGUCUACCUUGGUCAACUCUUGUCAAGCCAGCUAUUCGCAUAGCUCGGUACGGAUUCCCCGUAAACGAAGAUCUGGACAGGUUUAUGAAGUCCACAUAUACAACCAACUCGAACGAGAGCUUCCUCGUCACCGACCCGACCUGGGCUAUCGAUUUCGCCCCUGCCGGAAAGUUGCUAACUCUCGGGGAGAAAAUCACCCGAAAGCGGUACGCGAAGACGCUGGAGGCCAUUGCAGAACGUGGUGUCGAUGUCUUUUAUGAAGGCCCUAUCGCCAGGGCUACCAUAAAAGCUCUUAAGGAACAAGAUGGUAUUAUGACCCUGGCAGACCUUAAGAACUACUCUGUUGCCGUGAGGGAGCCGAACCAAAUUGAGUACAAGGGCGGCAAAAUCACAGGUGGAACAGCGCCUUCCAGCGGUGCUGUGGGCUUGGCCGCUUUGAAGAUUCUUGAAGAAUAUGAUUUCAUCGGAGAUGCCACCCGGGUCAACGAAAGCACCCACCUUCUUGACGAGGCGAUGAAGUUCAGCUACGGAAUGCGAACUAAGCUGGGUGACCCGAGUUUUGUUGACGGUAUGACAGAAUACCAGAAGCAAAUGAUAUCAGAGGAAACGGCAGAAGCUGUCAGGGCAAAGAUCACGGACAGAGCGCUCAACCUUUCUGCGUAUGAUCCCGACGGCCUUGAAUCUCUUGAGACCCCGGGAACAUCUCACGUCGUGGCCAUGGAUAGCUCGGGCUUGGCGAUUUCUCUCACCACAACCAUCAACUUGAUAUUCGGCUCGCGGGUGAUGGUUCCAGAGACGGGCGUCAUCAUGAACAACGAGAUGAACGACUUCAGUAUUCCGGGAUCAUCCAAUGCUUUUGGGUUCAUCCCAAGUGAAGCAAACUUUAUCCGACCUGGGAAACGCCCACUCUCAAGCAUCAGCACCACCAUCGUUGAGCGCGCCAACGGAAUUGUUUCUCUGGUGACCGGUUCCGCCGGCGGUAGUCGAAUUAUCACCGCCACGCUUCAAGUGGUGUUGAACGUGCUCGAGAAGAACAUGACUACACACGAGGCACUUGCGGAACCUAGAAUCCAUGAUCAGCUGGUUCCCCAACAAGUGGCCUUUGAGUACACCUUUGAUAACUCGACUGUGGCAUAUAUGAAAGAGAUAGGGAAUAACGUUACGUGGGUGGCUCUCGGACGAAGCACAGCACAGGCGCUAAGACUGCUCGAGAACGGGACUUUUGAGGCUGCCGGCGAGCCUCGGCAAGUUAACUCUGGUGGAUUUGCGACAUAAGAUCUGGCAGAAGCUUGUUAAUAUCUAAUGGCUACAAUGAU